Zymoseptoria tritici IPO323 is the source of this 858-nucleotide messenger RNA. RefSeq lists its product as uncharacterized. The coding region runs from base 23 to 703 and encodes 226 amino acids. Gene Ontology annotation, biological process: cristae formation. Lineage: Eukaryota; Fungi; Ascomycota; Dothideomycetes; Mycosphaerellales; Mycosphaerellaceae. Gene Ontology annotation, cellular component: MICOS complex; mitochondrial crista junction. The record is from RefSeq and is a predicted model, not a curated record. The transcript has 2 exons.
AUUGCUUCCUCUGAACAACAUCAUGGCGUCCGCCGAUCCUGUGAAGGCGAUUCGCCGCAAACCUAUAUACGACGUCGCAUCCGACGAGCCAUCAGCACGAGACGUAGCCGCGACCACACCUGCUCCCGCUUCCGGCAUUACAAACAAGCCACAAGAGGAAGACAACAACUCAUCACAACCACGUAGACCUUCUCCAACCGACCGACUUGCGAGCCAAAUCCGAGGAGCCCGUCUCGCGCUCCACGGAGCCGCGGUAAAAGCUGAGGACGGUGUGAACAAUGGCAUGUCGCGAUUCAUGGAGGCCGAGCAUAGCUUCACUUCGACCGUGGCCUCUCUGGCGCCUCCCAAGCAAUCGAACGAGAAGCUUCUGCCUGGUGGCAUCUACGUCCUGGUCGCAGCAAUGGCUGGCUCAAUCAUCAGCCGAAAUCGCAACAUCCUCCUCCGAUUCGCAACACCGAUCUUGACGGGCGUGACCACAGCGCAUUACGUCGUGCCCAGGACGACUGAAAAUGUUGGCAACCUGGUCUGGAAGUACGAGGAGAAGUUUCCGGUGGUCAGGGACAAUCACUUGCGGAUUAGUGAAGGCAUCAGGCAUUUCGUGGAGACGGGCAAGGCACACAGUCAGAUGGGUCUUGCGCAGGCAGAAGAGAAGAUACAGGAGGCGAGGGAGAGUGUGCUGGACUACGUGCGGAAGGGUCGGUAAAGCACUGUUGCGAAAAAUGAUGAGCAUGUUAGCCAAGCGGGAUGCGUCAGUGUACAGGGAGCGGAGAUAUGAAGUCCUACGGAUAGCUCGAGAAGGCCGUCAAAACCUCAAGUUCGAGUCGCUAAACUUGACGCAGAUAUUGCGCUAUUUUGCCG